CUGCGUUUUAAAUAUUUUUCUUCAAUGGCUCCGUUUUCAACGUGCUCCAGAUGCCAUGCCCGAACCCGGAAAUUGGUGAAGGAUCCAUUGACUUCUAAAAUGAUCUACAUCUGUCCGAAAUGCUUCAGGUCCAAGGAAUGCAAAGAUUACCUAAAAAACGUGAAGGCCCUGGAGGAGAAUCGACUAGAUACCAUCGACAAGCCUAAGGAAAACACUAGGGGAAAAAAGACAGUGGAAAUAGAAAAACCAAAAGUGUUGGUCCAAAAAAAUGCCAAAAAAGAUGACAAAAGAGGCACACCAAAGAAAAUCGAAACUCAAAAAGUGUUGCGGGGUAGAAAUGUCCAGAAGGAAGAAAAAGGCAAAGACCCAGUCAGUAAGCCAAAAGACGAAAAAGAAAACAUUCGGAAGGAAGAACCAGCCAAGCCAGAAAAGCUAAUCGCACCGGGAAAACCAAAGAGGAAUAUCAAGACCCGGACCAAAAUCACACCACCUGUAAUGCAGAAUGUGGUCAUAAAUGGAAAAAAAUAUAUUGCCAUUAGUGAGACAGCGGAUGACGAUUAGUUCUUUGGUGGCCCAACAACUCUAUUUUUGUUUACAUUUUUAUGUACAUACAUACAUA
This is a messenger RNA of Drosophila bipectinata, 619 nucleotides long. RefSeq lists its product as uncharacterized. The record is from RefSeq and is a predicted model, not a curated record. Lineage: Eukaryota; Metazoa; Arthropoda; Insecta; Diptera; Drosophilidae.